Molecule: messenger RNA, 1138 nt
Organism: Camelina sativa (false flax)
Lineage: Eukaryota; Viridiplantae; Streptophyta; Magnoliopsida; Brassicales; Brassicaceae
Source: RefSeq, a predicted model, not a curated record
CAGACACAAUGACGACGACUCUUCCAACAUCGUUUUCUUCAUUACCGGAGGACAUCGUUCUCAACUGUUUGGCUCGUGUCUCUAAAUUCCACCGUCCAACUCUUUCCUUAGUCUCCAAGUAUUUUCGAUCUCUCAUAGCUUCCCCUGAUCUUGAGGCCACACGUUCCCGCAACGAAAUAAAAGAAGAGCACCUCUGCGUCUGCUUUGACGUGCACGCUGAUCCUCGCUGGUUCACUCUUCUACCAUUUCCGACACAACAGAAACUGAAACCAAUCCCUUCGCCGUAUAAACAUCCCCGUUUCUCCACCGUUCUUUCAAUCGGUUCAGAGAUUUACAUAAUCGGAGGCCUCGUCGAAUAUGGAAAGAAAGGCAAUAGAGUGUUGGUUCUUGAUUGUGAAUCACAUCAAUUGCGUAGACUACCAAAUAUGCGUCUAUGUAGAAAAUCUCCAGCCGCUGAUGUAAUCGACGGUAAGAUUUACGUGAUUGGAGGCUCUAACUCCCACAAAAUCAAGAAUUGGGGAGAGGUUUAUGAUCCAGAGACCAAAAUUUGGGAGCCAUUAUUGCCUACAACAGUACUAGAUCUCACAACUCGUAAGAGUGUGGUUCCAGGUAAACUGGUAAUGGGUGGAAAAGUUUAUGAUAUGUAUGGUUUGGAGUUUAAGUUGAACACGAAGGUGUGUUUGGUAGAAAUAGAGACAUUGAUGUACCAAAUAUCGAUUUCGGAUGGGAUGUUAGUGUGGUGUGAUCUAGAGGAGAGUUUGGAGUUGAGUCGUAAGGUUGAGGGACUUGAAGGAGUGGCCCGUGAUUCAUAUUUUACUAGUUAUCUAACUUGUGUGGCAAGUUACGACCGAGGAAGGAGAGUAACAGUUUGGUGGAAGUUGACUUGUGGAAAUUGGGCUUUCGAUGAAUGUAAAACAGAGAUCUGGUGUGCAGAGAUUUCGUUUGAGAGACGCGAUUUAGGAAGGCUUUGGGGAUUUGUUGAAUGGUCUAAGAAUGUGUGUAUUUUUGACCAAUACAAACUUUAUCCUGAUUUAUUUUUGCAUUAUGCUAUUGUGACAUACUGAUCAUUGGAAUUUUAUUUUAGUUUUUCGAUUUAGUUUUACAAUUUGUACGGAUUUUUUCUUUUAGGUUUUUUUGG